Messenger RNA from Nematolebias whitei (Rio pearlfish), 1332 nucleotides. RefSeq names its product adaptor related protein complex 1 subunit mu 3 (gene ap1m3). The record is from RefSeq and is a predicted model, not a curated record. Gene Ontology annotation, molecular function: clathrin-cargo adaptor activity. The coding region runs from base 45 to 1316 and encodes 423 amino acids. Gene Ontology annotation, cellular component: clathrin-coated vesicle; clathrin adaptor complex. NCBI's taxonomy places the organism in Eukaryota, Metazoa, Chordata, Actinopteri, Cyprinodontiformes, Rivulidae. Gene Ontology annotation, biological process: intracellular protein transport; vesicle-mediated transport. The transcript is spliced from 12 exons.
CCACUUAGCCUGCUUUUUUGUUGUCGAGGGUUAGCUCCGCCAACAUGUCGGCGUCUGCGGUGUUUAUCCUCGACCUGAAGGGAAAGGUUUUGAUUUGCCGUAACUACAUGGGGAACAUGGACAUGAAUGAGAUCGAUCACUUCAUGCCCAUCCUGAUGAAGAGGGAGGAAGACGCUGAGAUGACGCCGCUGGUCAGCCGUGGCUUAACGCACUUCAUGUGGAUCAAGCACAGCAACAUUUAUUUAGUGGCAAUGACUAAGAAGAAUGCCAACGCUGCUCUUGUUUACUCUUUCCUUUAUAAACUAGUACAGGUGUUUAAGGAGUACUUUAAGGAGCUUGAGGAGGAGAGUAUUCGUGACAACUUUGUUACGGUGUAUGAACUUAUGGAUGAAGUGAUGGACUUCGGAUUCCCACAAACAACUGAAAGCAAGAUCCUUCAAGAGUACAUCACCCAGCAGGGUCAUAAACUAGAGGUCGGGGCACCUCGGCCACCUGCCACUGUCACCAACGCUGUGUCUUGGCGGUCAGAAGGCAUCAAGUACAGGAAGAAUGAAGUUUUCAUGGAUGUUAUAGAGUCUGUAAACCUUCUGGUGAGUGCCAACGGCAGCGUCCUGCGCAGUGAAAUAGUGGGCAGCAUCAAGCUCAAAGUCGUCCUGUCAGGAAUGCCAGAACUUCGACUGGGGCUCAAUGACAAAGUGUUGUUUGAGAUCACAGGCAGGGAGAAGAGCAAGACAGUAGAACUGGAGGAUGUGAAAUUUCAUCAGUGCGUCCGUCUGUCACGCUUCGAGAAUGACCGCACCAUCUCUUUCAUCCCCCCUGACGGCGAGAGCGAGCUCAUGUCAUACCGCCUCAACACAGCAGUGAAGCCUCUUAUAUGGAUUGAGAGUGUGAUUGAAAAGUUCUCUCACAGCCGUGUGGAGAUCAAAGUCAAGGCUCGAAGUCAGUUUAAGAGCCGGUCUACUGCCAACAACGUUUCCAUCAUGGUGCCGGUGCCCAGCGAUGCUGACUCGCCCAAGUUCAAGACCAGCACAGGCAGCGCCAAGUGGGUGCCAGAGAAGAACGUGGUGCAGUGGAACAUCAAAUCCUUCCCUGGGGGUAAGGAGUACAUGAUGCGGGCACACUUCUGUCUACCCAGUGUAGAGAGUGGCGAGCUGGAGGCAAAGAGACCCAUCACUGUUAAUUUUGAGAUUCCUUAUUUCACUGUGUCUGGUAUUCAGGUGCGCUACCUAAAGAUCAUAGAGAAGAGUGGUUACCAGGCGUUGCCAUGGGUGCGCUACAUCACACAGAGUGGAGAUUACCAGCUCCGGACAAACUAAAGGGCACAGAUGCUGC